CGCGCUGCUCCAUGGGUAACCUGGGACUGGUCGCCACAGCAACAGCGGCCGCCAACCGACCGACCGUCCGUCCGCCACUCCCCACCGCCACUCCCCACCACCACGACAGCAGCAGCGACGGCAACGACCCCAACGACCCCACCGACACCAUGGCGAAGGUGUUGGGGAAGAAACCCGUGAAGAAUCUGUGGGAUGAAAUCUGCGCAGAAUUUGAAUCAGCGAGUGCACCUUUUGUGGUUGGUUCAGGAGGUGAUCAAGAAUCUGUGGCUACUGAGCUGUCUCAAUACGAUGCCAGCAAACAUUCCCCAGUGUUUUAUGGGCACAUGGUAGCAAAAAUUCCUGUGGAUACGUCAGUUAUAGACGACUUCAAACCAGAGCAUUCCCAUCCAGCAUUUUUAGGUCAUGCAGUUGUUCAUAAAUUCAUUCGCCCACUAAGCCCACCAACUUCUUCAACUAUUCCAUUACCAGAUCCAAAGACAUGUUCCCCAAUAGAGUAUUUGGAACAUUAUAUCUUUCCAGUACUUCUACCAGGAAUGUUUGAACUCCUUAAAGCAGCUAAAGCAGAGAAAUGUUUUGAGAGGAAAUGGACCAAAUUUAAUGCGUGCGACUUCUUGACAGAAUGGUUGUUCAACCGAAAUCCAAAGAGGUCAGAUGAGGAGUUUACCCAAUUUUUUGAGAUUCCCUUUGUUAAGAGUUGGCUUGUCAUUUACCCUAGAGCGCCAAUUGCUCUGUCUCUCUUAUUAUCAGAUGAGGAAGCAGCCAUCAUAAUUCAGUCUUUCUGGAGAGGAUACCAGGUCCGCUGUAUGCCAGAGGUACAUGAACUUCGGGAGUGGCAGAAAGAGCUGAGAGAAGAAAAAGAGGGUUACAGCAAAAAAAUCUCUGAGUUUUGGACAAAACAAGCUUGUAAAGUGGGAGUGGACAUGGAAACAGAUACACCUGAAGAAUUCACAGGUGUCUUCCUGGGUAACCUGGAGGAGCGGAUGGAAUCUGAAAAAGAAAUGAAAGCAGAUGACAAACUAAGCCUGAAGUUAGAUUUUUGUCUGCAAAUUUGAGUCUUGGAGCUGCCACCUGAAUACAAUCGACGGGUUUCAGAUUUCACACGAGAGGGACUGUGUGCGCCAUUUGGAGAUGGUUCGACGCCUCCGAAUAGCACGACCGGGGAUUGAGUAAUGUAAAGGGGUUCUCGUUUGGGUGUUUUUUUUUUGCUUAACGACGUUCUUCAGUCGUGCAAAGGCGAGUUACCAAUGUCAGCACAAACCUCUGUGUGAUUUAAAAACAAUACCAACAGCUAACGUGUCCGUCCAGUCUUUUACAUAUAUAUAUAUGUGUUAACUAUGUAUGUUAACUAAAUCCCCUGCAAUAUAUAUACAUAUAUACACUAUAUAUGUUAACUAAAUC
Messenger RNA from Callorhinchus milii (elephant shark), 1398 nucleotides. It is a transcript of the gene iqck, whose product is annotated as IQ motif containing K. Bases 12 to 1052 code for a protein of 346 amino acids. Gene Ontology annotation, molecular function: protein binding. The transcript is spliced from 12 exons. The record is from RefSeq and is a predicted model, not a curated record. NCBI's taxonomy places the organism in Eukaryota, Metazoa, Chordata, Chondrichthyes, Chimaeriformes, Callorhinchidae.